AUGACGACAUCACCAACAAAUUCAAAUCGCCCUACAUACAUUAAAUCUCAUAAAAAUGCUUCAUUCUCGUAUUUGCCGGAAUGUGCUUCCUUUCAGCAAGGAACGCUUGGUGACUCGGACAGUCAUUUAGUUGGUAAUCUACAUCUCAACUAUCAAAAAACUCAUCAAGUUAAAAGUGUUCUCUUACAUUUAAAAGGCGUUGAAAAAACGUCAUGGCAUAAGGCGCAAGCGAGAUCCAAAGCGCUGUACACGGGGGAACAGAUCCUUGUCGAUCAAACCUAUAAAAUUUGGGAACAGGAGGAUCAGGAGAACUCGAUCAAUCAUCUGGACAUUCCCUUUAAAGUAAAAUUACCUUAUAAUCUUCCCGAAACAAUCACGACGGAAGUUGGAUCGGUAAAUUACACUUUACGCGCCGUCAUUAAUAGAAAGGGGGGAUUGGUCUCUUCUCCGACUCAAGUGAUUGAAGUUAACUGUCCUCUCAAGAGAACCAUAAACUUGGAAGGUUCAAACAAUGUUCCUUACAAAUUACGUGGAGAAUCGAGGAGCGGGUUGGAUUAUACGUUUGUUUUGCCACCAAACAAAAGUUUUAACCUUGGAACUUACGUUUCUAUACCGAUGAGGAUCCGUUUCUUAAGGCCUGGUAUAAGCGUUGAACGAGUCGAAAUUUCAUUGAAAACUUGUAUGGAUUUUCGAUGUAAUAAUCCGAAUGAAACUCGUCAUACCAAGGAACAUGCGGCCUCCCUUUUGAUUCCAAGGCAAGAGAUCAAAUAUUUACAACCUCUUUCGCAUCACUACGAAGCAUCACUCAUCAACUUUGCAUCAAAUUUUGUUUAUGGGGAGCCGAUAUGGACUUUCAAGUUGAAGAAAGUCAGCAGUGGUAGUGGCAGCAUUCAUAAUGCUAGAAGCUUGCUUUCACCUCACACUCCAACAUUUGAUGCGCCCAUUGUUGGUCAAUAUUCACCAAAUCCAUCGGUUUAUGAUCCUGAUGAGAUCAGCAUUGAAAUAAGGGACAUGAAAUCAAAUAAUAAUGGAUUUGGAAUCUCAAGCGGUGGAGAUCGAUACGCAUAUCCUGACAAGAAUCAUCCCGAAAUGCAAUUAUACAUGUCCCAGCAACAAUUACAUAACGCGUCAGUGGGGAGAUCACCUUCGAUGUCAGAUUUUCCACCACCUCCGCCAUUUUCUUAUCAUUCAGAAGGUCCAAACGUGGCGCCAAAAUCACCACCUAUUCAUCCUCCUCCGUCGACACCGAUACCACCACCGAUCUCUACAUCCGAACGAUUUGUCGAUGGGUUGCCUUCACCCACCUCUCCUCCAAAUUCAUCAAAAUUACCUCCUUAUCCAGUAGAAAGGCGACAUUCUACUAGUAGUAACAGCAAUGAGAAAGCUCCUCCACGACCCAUCGCUUCGCCUCCACCAUAUCGCGGUCACCUUCAAACGAGACCUUAUGUUGAAGCUUAUACUUAUAAUUUCGACGAUUAG
Messenger RNA from Funneliformis caledonium, 1479 nucleotides. Lineage: Eukaryota; Fungi; Glomeromycota; Glomeromycetes; Glomerales; Glomeraceae. The record is from the annotation of a GenBank genome assembly.